GACACGGAAUCCCUAUUCGCCGACAAAGCUAGUGUUGACAAAUUAUUAACGUGAAUUGUUAAGUAACGUAUGAAAAUGAAGAUUUUAAUAGGGAGUUUGUUGGCACUUUGUGUGACAACAUGUUCGUGCUUGUACUCCAGCACAGAUGACGUUGUAGAACUUACGCCAAGCAACUUCCACAAACUUGUUAUGAACGGUGAUGAACUAUGGCUUAUAGAAUUCUAUGCACCAUGGUGUGGUCACUGCCAACAGCUGGCUCCUGAUUGGAAGAAAGCAGCCACAGCUUUGAAGGGUGUGGUCAAAGUUGGCGCAGUCAAUGCCGACGAGCAUCAGAGUCUCGGUGGACAGUAUGGAAUCAGAGGAUUUCCAACUAUUAAAGUCUUUGGUCUUGAUAAGUCAAAACCUACAGAUUAUCAAGGGGCAAGACAGGCGUCUGGUAUUGUUGAUGCUGCAUUGAGUGCUGCAUCUUCCAUGGUACGACAGAAAUUGACAGGAAAGAAGAGUAGUGGUGGUGGUGGUAGCGGAGGAAGUGGCAAACAGGCUGAUCCCGAUGCAGUGAUUGAGCUGACAGACUCUAAUUUCCAGGAGAAAGUCAUUCAGAGUGAUGAUAUCUGGUUGGUGGAAUUUUUCGCUCCUUGGUGCGGCCAUUGUAAAAACCUUGCUCCACACUGGGCUCAGGCUGCUACGGAGUUGAAGGGCAAAGUAAAAUUGGGUGCCCUAGAUGCUACAGUACAUACAGUAAUAGCAAGCAGAUAUGGGAUUCGUGGAUAUCCAACAAUAAAAUAUUUCCCUGGAGGGAAGAAGGAUGGGGAAGCCCAGGAAUACGAUGGUGGACGUACGGCAUCAGAUAUUGUCAGCUGGGCUUCACAGAAGGUUGCUGAGAAUGUUCCACCUCCAGAUGUGUAUGAGGUAGUGGAUCAGAGAGUCCUCAAAAGUAGUGAUUUAGAGAGUCCACAAUAA
Molecule: messenger RNA, 960 nt
Organism: Mercenaria mercenaria
Lineage: Eukaryota; Metazoa; Mollusca; Bivalvia; Venerida; Veneridae
Product: protein disulfide-isomerase A6 homolog
Exons: 8
Coding region: 70-960 (296 amino acids)
Biological process (GO): response to endoplasmic reticulum stress
Cellular component (GO): endoplasmic reticulum lumen
Molecular function (GO): protein-disulfide reductase activity; protein disulfide isomerase activity
Source: RefSeq, a predicted model, not a curated record